Molecule: messenger RNA, 2055 nt
Organism: Culicoides brevitarsis
Lineage: Eukaryota; Metazoa; Arthropoda; Insecta; Diptera; Ceratopogonidae
Exons: 5
Coding region: 1-2055 (684 amino acids)
Cellular component (GO): cilium; stereocilia ankle link complex; plasma membrane
Molecular function (GO): protein binding
Source: RefSeq, a predicted model, not a curated record
AUGACAGACUGCAGUAGUUUUCGCAGUUCAACCAACUCAACGACAUUCAACGAAAUAAUGCUACCAAAAAGUGUCAAAAGUGUCUCGUCGGCAGGAGCUAAAAAUACGAGAAUCAGAAUUGUGCGAUUAAAUCGGAAUCGAACGAGUGUUACCCGAAAUUUUGGAUUUUCGUUGCGUGGCGGAAAAGAAUUUGGUACGGGAUUUUUCGUUUCGCACGUUGAGAAAGGAAGUGAAGCUGAUUUACGGGGACUCCGAGCCGGUGAUGAAAUUUAUCAAGUCAAUGGUUAUAAAGUCAGUGAUGCAGUGCACCGCGAACUGAGUAAAUAUAUUGCCAGUCAGGAUAGAAUUACGCUGCGUGUCCGAGGCGUUGGGAUUAUUCCAAUCAAAGAAUACGUCGCGGAUCCGUUGAGUUGGCAAGUCAUUGGAAGUAAACAACCGAAAGCGACGGAAAAUUUGGAACGAAUUAUGCUCACUUUGGCGCCCAAAAUGAAACUUGGAUGCGGAAUUUGUAAAGGCCCUGAAUGGAAACCCGGAAUUUUCAUUCAAUUCACCAAAGAAAAUGGCGUUGCGCGAAAUGCUGGAUUGCGUCCCGGAGAUCAAAUUUUAUCGUGCAACGGCAUCGACUUUACCAACAUUGCCUUUAACGAAGCUGUGUCGAUCAUGAAGGAGAGCCAUACCUUAGACUUGUUGAUUCGCGUGUCGGAAGGCGUUGAUUUGUUCCCAAAUGAGUCGAGUGGAUACAAUUCGUCAGCAAGCAGUGCCACGGGAGAUCAAAGUCCAUGUUGGGGUAAUGAAAAUUCGAAGCGAUUAUCAAUCGUGCGGGAGGAAAGCAAUUCGAGUUCAGGCGAUAAACGAAAUUUGAACAUUCGAACGAAAGUUAGACAAGCAGGAGGCGAAGUAAAAAGAUCAUUGAAACAAGUUCAAGCUCCAAAAGUGCCCCCGAGAAGCAAAACGACGCAAAUUUCGUCAAAUGGAACGUCAACUACGACGACAAAAGGGGUGAAUAAUACGACAAUUAUCAAAUUAUCGGAGAACGGAACGUUAAUUAACAACAUUUUGAUAUCGAAUUACGCUGGCGGGGAUGCAAAAACGAAAGAAGCCAUGCUUGCUCACAGCAUGGAAGCGAUAAAAAUCGGGGACAACACAAAAAUCAAUAACAAUAACGAACAAAAAACCAUCAAAGUCGAAGUUCAUCAAGCAGCGACGUUACAAAAGAAGGUCGUUUCAAGCAAUGGCAAAAGUAUUCCUGCUCCGCCGCCUCCCAUGAUGCCUUUAGAUCUUCAAAGCACAGCAUCUUCCAUCUCGGGCGUGACCUCCGAAAGCGAUUCAAACAACAACAAAGACCUAAAAUGUGCCUUAUUCGAAGAAAUUCGUCGUCGCGCCGAGAAAAAAGAACUCGAACCAUCCGAAAAUCCAAAAAUUUCUGAACCGCCAGCGCCAAAGAAGCAAUCAGGCACCGGAUUCACGUCGAACAUGAAGCAACACGACAUGCUGAUGGAAGAAUUCAAACUGGCGCACAAGCGAAUGUUCAAAAAUGGAUUUGUCGAGACGGAAAAAGACAAACAGCAGGAAGAGCAACAUGUUGAAACGCCUCCCGCGCCAACGCCAACUCCCGAUUACGAUGUUACGCCGCAAAAUUCGUUGAAAAAGGCACCGCAAAGUACGUUGCAUCGCGUCGUAGCGCACGAAUCGGCAAAAGUUAAUGGAGAAAGUGCCGAGAUGGAGUCGAUCAAGUCGUUUCAAUUCAAUGGCGCGAAUAUGGGAAGUUCGCCGCCCAAAUUUCCUCAACAGUUUUUCGUGCCAAGAGCAACGGGACCUGCAACGAUCAAGAAGGCAAAUCCUCAAGUCGCCGUGAAAAUCGAAGAUUAUCAAAAUAAGUCGACAACGAAUGAGAAAAAUUUGAAUCCAAGUCCCGCGAAGAGGACUUUAAAGCCUGAACAACUUCCUUCUGCUCUCUCGAACGGCGCUCAUAAAGACACAAACGGCACAAAACCCAAAAACAAAGUUACAAUCGUCGUGCCAAACAAGGAGAUGAUGACAAAUGGCCAUGCUUAG